AUGGUGUAUCUGACAGCCAAACCCACACCCGACAACAAAACUGUGUCUUCUCCAACUUCGACAUCUCCGUCCGCACCUCUCGUCAUCAUCGAGAGUGAGCGUGACGAAGACAAAGACUUGCACCACCGGAAGCGACAGAAACGCGAAGACAGUGUAGUCACCCAGACUAGUGUGAUUGGCCUCUCAGCAUCAGAGUCUCAGGCGUACAUGGCGAGCAAGUAUGUGGCCGGAGAGUCCGAUAGGAAGAUACAACAUGUCAUGGAGGCGGCACGGCGCGCGCAGAAGUUCCGCCGGGUGGAGAAGGAAAAGGCGAAACCAAUCAGACCGGUGCGGAUUCUAGUCGACUAUGUUUUACCUGCUGGUUCUGAGAGGCUGGAUUGGGACACGGACGAAGUUCGUCGGAUGGUCGGCGAGAUUGCUUGA
Messenger RNA from Alternaria hordeiaustralica, 423 nucleotides. RefSeq lists its product as uncharacterized. The coding region runs from base 1 to 423 and encodes 140 amino acids. The transcript has 2 exons. The record is from RefSeq and is a predicted model, not a curated record. Lineage: Eukaryota; Fungi; Ascomycota; Dothideomycetes; Pleosporales; Pleosporaceae.